Messenger RNA from Mucor velutinosus, 927 nucleotides. RefSeq lists its product as uncharacterized. Lineage: Eukaryota; Fungi; Mucoromycota; Mucoromycetes; Mucorales; Mucoraceae. The transcript has a single exon. Bases 1 to 927 code for a protein of 308 amino acids. The record is from RefSeq and is a predicted model, not a curated record.
AUGCAUCAACCGCAGGAGCAGCAUCAACGACGAGAACAAGAGAGAAAAUCGGUGAAUUCAUCAGUUGCAAACAAGGCUCGACCUAAAUCAACGUUUUUAUCCUGGAUCCUCAGCAAUGGUGCCGCAGACAGUAAGAACUCUUCCCCUUCAAAAAAUCAAAGCGCCAAUAUACCGGACAGACAUAAAGAUUGCAGAACCUCUGCAGAGAACCACAGCCUUAGCAUGAAAAGCAAGUAUUUAAAUGCUAAACUGGAGAUAACAGAUGAUACAAAUGAGGCCAAGUCAUAUGCAGAUACAGAAAACAUAUAUAAACGAAACAAUAAUAUUAGUGUCACUCGAACAGAUAAAUCUGCUGCCAUGAUUACCUCUUGUGUUCCAGAACUGAAUGCUGGCUAUCAUCGACAACAACAAGUUCAGAUACCAGAUCGUCGUCAAAGUCAUCUAUAUACUUUAUACUUGAACAAGGAGGAUCAAGAAGGAGAAAGCGAAGAAGCAACUACAUUGAUCGAUUACAGGCAUAAAUCAUUUUAUCAAAGCCAGCUCUCUCCUGCAAUCAAUGUGAUAGAUGUUACAUCUAGUAGUUCUACAACGCUGACGAGAUCUGCCACUUGGCAACCGUCUUCAUCUACAUCUCAGGUGCCACCAUCAAAUCAAUAUCUAUCGCCACAUCCAUCGCCUCCUCCCGUACCGCCACAUGCCUUCAUUGUAUCUCCUUCUCAUCCAACUGCUCAAGGAACAGCAGAAAAUAUGAUACCAGCCAGAAGAACGAGCAGAAAUUAUAGCGAGGAUCCCGAAAUUCAAGCUAAACUGGAUGCUCUUCUUCAAAGUGAAAAAGCAACCUACCUGUCUCAUAUGAUUCAAAACAAUAAUCUAAGCAACACGAACAUGUACCGCCGAUCAACUACACCUAAAGGCCGGAACUUAUGA